Molecule: messenger RNA, 1245 nt
Organism: Endocarpon pusillum Z07020
Lineage: Eukaryota; Fungi; Ascomycota; Eurotiomycetes; Verrucariales; Verrucariaceae
Exons: 1
Coding region: 1-1245 (414 amino acids)
Source: RefSeq, a predicted model, not a curated record
AUGCCACUCAACUUCCCUACUUCGAGGACGCACUGGCGGCUCGAUGUCGUCAGUCUGCUUGCCGUUAUUGGCGAGUCAAGCAUGGCUAAACAUGCCCAACCCCUGACCGCCUCAUGGCUAUGUCUCCUACCACGAUUGAUACCUGCUCCUCAGGCACUCAUCCACCCUGCUAGGCCUGCCGGAUUGCCAUCGCAACCCGCCCACGUUGUUGGUAUCCAUUCGGGCAAUUACCUCCAGGAGCUCAACUACUUUGCCAAUUUGAUACACCCGAUAUCGGACCUCAAAAGGCAUAGCAUUCAUGAGAUCUAUAUCAAGCACAAGCCGAUCAAGGACAGAAGUGGCUUUGGUAAUGAGGACAAGGUCAAGGAGAUUGUUACCAAGUACUUCUCCUUCCUCAAUUUCUUGACAGUUGGCAGUACCUUGCUUAGCCUCGCACUUUUGGUGUGGUCCGUGAUUCACCAAGACGGCCCUGCGUGCAUAGCAAUUGCCAUCAUAUCCAUAACCUCUACCCUAGUGGGCGGGGCCUCGUAUUGGCGCCCUCUUCUAACAGAGCGCACCUAUGAUUCCGACGUACCACCAGGCGAUAUCGUUAUACGGACAAGAAGCGGCGCUUUCGUGGUUGUUCACUGCACGGAGGAGGUGGCCCGCGAGCUUUAUGUUGGAGCAGAGGACUGUGAUUAUGUGCUGGAUACUCGCCCGGCCCAGGUCCUUGUCGGAACAGGCACGAUCCUUCUCAUGAUCGGUGUUGUAUUGGUAGGGAACUGCACCUUUGAGAUGCAGGUUGCCCUUGGAGCAUCUUAUAUCGCGCUUAAUGGUCUGUACUGGGUCGCAGCACUCCUCCCCCCGCGCAACAACUGGGACCUGUUUACUCGAUAUGAGUGGGAUGAGGCACGUGUCAUUACCAAAGAGUCCUACACAUGCACCCUUUACGAAGCAAUCAUUGCCGCAAGUCGUAUCAGCAAAGACAAGGUUGGAGAAAUCAAGACGUCUUGGGCGAAAACCAGCAGGGCUGCUCCAGAUACACCUGUGUGGAACAAGUGGCUCGAUGAGGUGGCAGAAAAGGGAAACACAGAUGUCGACGGCAAGCCGUGGGAUCCAGUCGAGUCGUGGAAAUCAAUCAAGAGGAACGACGAUGCGGAGAGGGGCAUUGUGAAAAGUGAAAAAGAUAUCGGUCCCAUAACCAAGGGUGUGCUUCGUCGGCCUACUGAUGAAGUGAACGGCAGAAAGGUCAAUGCAGGAAAUUGA